Octodon degus (degu) is the source of this 1191-nucleotide messenger RNA. RefSeq names its product methyltransferase like 1 (gene Mettl1). The coding region runs from base 33 to 866 and encodes 277 amino acids. The transcript is spliced from 6 exons. Gene Ontology annotation, cellular component: tRNA methyltransferase complex. Gene Ontology annotation, biological process: tRNA methylation; RNA (guanine-N7)-methylation. The record is from RefSeq and is a predicted model, not a curated record. NCBI's taxonomy places the organism in Eukaryota, Metazoa, Chordata, Mammalia, Rodentia, Octodontidae. Gene Ontology annotation, molecular function: tRNA (guanine(46)-N7)-methyltransferase activity.
CGUGGAUUCCGUGGAGCCCCCGGGCGCGCAUCAUGGCGGGAGCCGAGGCUGGGAGCACAGUGGGAAGCGAGGCUCUGCAGCCCCAAAAGCGUUAUUACCGGCAACGCGCUCACUCCAACCCCAUGGCGGACCAUACGUUGCGCUACCCCGUGAAGCCAGAGGAGAUGGACUGGUCUGAGCUAUACCCAGAGUUCUUCGCUCCACUCACUCAAAAUCAAAGCCAUGAUGACCCAAAGGAUACCGAGGAAAAACGAGUUCAGGCCCAAGUGGAAUUUGCAGACAUAGGCUGUGGCUAUGGUGGCCUGUUAGUGGAACUGUCACCGCUAUUCCCAGACACACUGAUUCUGGGCUUGGAGAUCCGGGUGAAGGUCUCAGACUAUGUUCAAGACCGGAUUCGGGCCCUACGUGCAGCUCCUGGAGGUGGCUUCCAGAACAUUGCCUGUCUCCGUAGUAAUGCCAUGAAGCACCUUCCUAACUUCUUCCGCAAGGGCCAGCUGACAAAGAUGUUCUUCCUCUUUCCUGACCCCCAUUUCAAACGGACAAAGCACAAAUGGCGAAUCAUCAGUCCUACACUGCUAGCAGAAUACGCCUACGUGCUGAGAGUUGGGGGGCUGGUGUACACGAUAACUGAUGUGCUGGAGCUUCACCACUGGAUGUGCACCCAUUUUGAGGGUCACCCUCUAUUUGAGCGCGUGCCCUUGGAAGAGCUGAGCGAAGACCCUAUUGUGGGACAUCUGGGCACUUCAACCGAGGAGGGGAAGAAAGUUCUACGUAAUGGAGGGAAGAAUUUCCCAGCCGUGUUCCGAAGAAUCCAGGAUCCCGCCCUCCAGGCAGUGGCCCCACAGCCCACCCUGCCUGGUCACUGACUGUACCCCCUCUUAGCUGGAUCCCAUGUUCCAGAACUGAAAGGAAGUCAGACGUCCUUGACCCUCCCAGCUAAGACUGUGGAGUUGGGAGGCAUCAGUCUCCUCAGGAAGUUAGGGGUACCAGUAUUCACGCUUGUUCCCCGCCGUGCUCAGCUUUUUGUCUCUAUUGCCAGCAGAAAGAGAAGAAGCUGACUUUGAAGGACUUUGAACGGGAGGGGAUUUCUGGAAGGGCGUGGGGUCUUGCUGUCCCUUAGCACUCCCUCCUCAGCUGGAGUAAGGAAUGCAGUGCUGCACUGUCUAAACUGUCUGCUUGGCUAAAAUUACC